Messenger RNA from Harmonia axyridis, 2423 nucleotides. Its product is annotated as zinc finger protein 708-like. Bases 275 to 2005 code for a protein of 576 amino acids. The record is from RefSeq and is a predicted model, not a curated record. Lineage: Eukaryota; Metazoa; Arthropoda; Insecta; Coleoptera; Coccinellidae. The transcript is spliced from 3 exons. Gene Ontology annotation, cellular component: nucleus. Gene Ontology annotation, molecular function: RNA polymerase II cis-regulatory region sequence-specific DNA binding; DNA-binding transcription activator activity, RNA polymerase II-specific. Gene Ontology annotation, biological process: regulation of transcription by RNA polymerase II.
UUUAACUUUCUAUUUAUUAGUUUUCUAUGAUGGGUACUCGAUUGUCGAUUGUGAAAAUCUAAUUAAUACAAUUAUUAAUAUUAUUUUGUAUUAUUUGUGAUGAGAAUACAAAGUUUCUGGAUAAAUUUAGUAUUCCGAGAAUACUGCAGUAACAAAAAUGUUUUCCUACCAAAACAACACAAAUUUACAUAGUAUUCCAUGAACUUCUGACAUUUCUUCAAGUUUUAAGAAAGCAGUAUUGAUUUUAUUUGAGAUGAACAAUAAGUAAUCUAGGAUGACCGAUUCUAAAGAACCGACGUUUACUGAUAAUUCUCAAGAUUUACCUGGUAUACCUAUGAAUGCUAAUGAAAUAAGUACCUGCUUCAAAACUGAACCCCCAGAUUCUGAAGAUGAUGAAACAAAAUCAGACCAUGAAAUUUCAAAUAAUUCUGAGGAAAAUGCUAUUAAAGUUAAACUAGAAAAUGAAUGGGAUACACUUCAGGAGAAUAUUAAUUCUUCUAGUGAGGAGCCCCAAACAACUAACUCAAAACAUGUGAAGAUAGAAGGGAAUACUACCAAAUAUAGUUGUGGAAUUUGUGAAUUCCUCAGUGAUACUUUCCGUGAAAUGAGAGAACAUAAAAAAAUACAUUAUAAAGAAAAGAGGACUUGUGCUAUGUGUGGAUUGGUUUGUCAAAGUAUAGGAAAAUUAGAUGUACAUCAGAAUGCACAUUUUGGUAUUAAGCCUUGUGUUUGUGAUGAAUGUGGAAAGUCUUACAGUUCCUCAACUCAAUUGAAAAUUCACAAAAGAAUCCAUACGGAUGAGAAAAGGUAUAAGUGUAAUCAAUGUGAUAAGGCAUUCCGAUAUAAUGGCACACUCAGAAGUCACAUCAGAAUGGCUCAUACAGAUAUUUUAUUGACAACAUGUAAAGUAUGUUCGAGGUACUGUGAAACAGCAGAAGACCUUAAGAAACAUAUGGAAACUGUUCAUGCUAAAGAAAAAAAAGCAAUUAGUUGCCAACUGUGUCAGAAAACUUUCAAAAGUGAACAAUUAUUAUCCUGCCACCUGAAAGUGCACACAGAAUUGAAAUUCCCCUGCGAAUUUUGCCAAAGAAUCUACCCAACUUUAUACCGGUUGAAAAAACAUGUUGGACGAGCCCACAUUCCGAAUGUUUGCGAAUGCAAGAAAGUAUUUUACGAUAGAUCUGAAUUCACCAAACACAAUAAAGAAUUUCACAAGACUGAGGAACCCACAGUCUGCCAACAUUGCAACAAGAGUUUCGACAAACCUAAGAACUUGACAGAACACAUCAGACUUCAACACAGAGCAAACGGUAAGGUUAACAAGUGCACUAUUUGCGAGAAGGAAUUCAUAAAUGCGUCUUUGUUGAGGAACCAUGUAAAAAUACAUGACAAAAGCUUUAAAUGUGAUUAUUGCGAUAAGAUCUUUGGGUCAAGGUAUAACUUACAAAUUCAUCUGGUGGUCCAUACCAAAGAAAGAAAUUACCAGUGUGACCAAUGUGGCAAUUCUUACGGAACCAAAACCGCAUUGAAAAAUCACAAAUUCACUCAUUUAGAAGUGAAAAACUUCACUUGCGAUAUUUGUCAUAAAAAAUUUAAGAGCAACCAUAGAUUAUAUGCUCAUAAGUCGUUGCACGAGGCCGAGAAAAAACACGAGUGUGAAAUUUGUCAUGCGAAAUUCACCAUCAAGCAAUACUUGAAUUUUCAUAUGAAAAAGCACUCCAAGGAGAAACCGUUCGAGUGUAAACCGUGUCAGAGAAGAUUCAAACAUAAGAGGUCUUAUGAGAAACACUGCCUUCUUCAAAGACACAUGAAUGCCCUUCAGAAUUGUGGUAUUGAAGACGAUUCAGAUUAUUCCGAUAAGAAUUACUCUAUGAAUGAUGAGCAGGAUGAGACUAAUGACGGUGCAAUGACGGAAUCGAGUAACGAAUCAAAUCAAAUGGGUUUCGAAGAGGUUAAGAUCAAGACGGAAAUUAAAGUAGAACCUAGUAAUAGCAAUGUAGAUUAAGGAACCGUUAGGGCUGGUUGUAUUUAUCUUAGCAUUGGCAGAACUGCAACUGAUGCACGAAAUAAGUUUUCAGAUUGGUAACACUGAGAUACAGUAACUGUCAGUUUACAGAUAACCUAACAAAUUAUUCUUAUUAGGCAAAGGGGCAAAUUGGUUUGAUUGUAUAUUUUGGAUGAAUUACCAUACGAAUUUUUUAUACAACUAGCCCUUUGUAUUUAUUUAAGUAAUUGUACAUUUAUAGCUAUAGUUAAUUCCGAACGUUGGCCAACAAGGUAUAAACAAAGAAAUAUAUUAAUAUCGAAGGGUCUAAGUGUUUUUAUAAGCAAGGCUAUUUAUGAUUCUUUCAAGAAUACAUCACCAAAAUCUGUAAAAAAGGUAACAGUUAAAGAAAUAAAGAUUAGCUGCUACAAAAUUAAAA